GAAAGAAACAACUCUUUAAACCAUCUUUUUCAACUUCGACGAUAGAUCCCCGCCGGACCCCAGCGGAAGGAUACGCGCGUCUGCCUCUGCGCGCUCAGUGGCUACAGAGGCUGAGGAGCGAUCGGAGGUGGAGGAGUUUUCUGCUCCGUGGCACCAGCGAGAAGUUUCAUCGUGCGUGUGUUGUUGACGGUUAAAAAAAAACGCUCCGUGUUGUCGCCGUCACUCGUGUCGAGCCGCUUCGGACAUGUUGUAGUUGUCCUCCGACGAGAGUUUGGUCCCUCUUCAUUGAGCGUCACUUUUUUGUUCGAACCGUCCCGGGAGGCAGCUCAACUUUGGGCUGGCGACCUUAUGUGGAUUUUACAGCAACUAUGCAGCACAUCCCCGGUUUCUCCUCCGGCAGGUCACUAGUCCUCGUCCUGAGCUUCGCCCACCUCUCUCUGGGUCUGCAAUGUGUGGAUAAUAAAGCACCGUGUGUUAACAACGCUACAUGUCUGACGUUUACCAAUGGCACUGAAUACUGCAGGUGUGCACCUGGCUUUCUGGGUGAGUACUGCCAACACAAGGACCCUUGUCAACCCGGAUUCUGCCUGAAUGGAGGGAACUGCUCAGUGUCCAUGUCAGCUGGUGUACCUGUUCCAGGCAGCGCCGCCUGCAGUUGCCCCCUGGGCUUCACUGGUCUACACUGUCAAACUCCCCAGAACUCCACGUGUUACCCCAACAACCCCUGUGCCAACCAAGGUGUCUGCACCCUGCUGUCCCUCGACAAGUACAAGUGUGAGUGCGUCAGAGGAUGGACAGGACCAAGUUGUGAACAUGAAGACAGCUGCCUGUCUAGUCCCUGUGCUAACAGCGGAAAAUGCAGCUCUCCAUCUGCUGGAAGUUACACAUGCACCUGUCCUCCUGGCUACACCGGUCCUCGCUGCCUUAAUGACACAAAUGAAUGUGCCGCCACACCCUCUAUAUGCCAAAAUGAAGGAGUCUGCGUCAACGCCCCUGGCUCCUAUAAGUGUGUCUGUGGCCCGGGGUUUACAGGCCAGCAUUGUGAAAGCUCAUACAUCCCGUGCUCGCCGUCUCCAUGCAUAAAUGGAGGCACCUGCCACCAGAUCACUGAAACCAGCUACUCCUGCCACUGCCUUCCAGGUUUCAAUGGGAGUAACUGUGAGAACAACCUUGACGACUGCCCCAAUCACCAGUGUGCCAAUGGAGGAACCUGUAUGGACGGAGUCAACACCUACAACUGUCAGUGCCCCCCUCAGUGGACUGGUCAGCACUGCACAGAAGAUGUUGAUGAGUGUCGUCUGCAGCCAAACACUUGCCAGAAUGGAGGUACAUGCAGCAACCUGAUCGGUAGCUACGUCUGCGUGUGUGUUAAUGGAUGGAUCGGCCCCGACUGCUCUGAAAACAUUGAUGACUGUGCUACAGCCUCAUGCAGCCCGGGCUCCAGGUGUAUAGACCGCGUUGCCUCUUUCAUCUGUGUCUGCCCUCAUGGAAAGACUGGUUUGCUGUGCCAUAGAGAUGAUGCCUGUAUCAGUAACCCCUGUAGAGAAGGCUCUCAAUGUGAUACCAACCCCAUCAGUGGCAUGUUCAACUGUAACUGUCCACCUGGUUAUGUUGGCAGCACCUGCAACAUUGACAGAGACGAAUGCAGCAUUGGUACCAACCCUUGCGAGCAUAGUGGUCAGUGUGUGAACACUGAUGGCUCCUUCACCUGUAACUGUGUCAGGGGUUACGCCGGGCCGCGCUGUGAACAAGAUGUUAAUGAGUGUGCGUCCAGCCCCUGCCAGAACGAUGGCACUUGUCUGGAUCGCAUUGGGGAAUACAGCUGCAUCUGCAUGCCUGGAUUUGAGGGGACUCAUUGUGAGAUCGAGGUAGAUGAGUGUCUCAGCUCCCCCUGUUUGAACCAGGGUAAAUGUCUGGACCAGGUCAGCCGCUUUGUCUGCGAAUGCCCGGCAGGCUUCAGUGGUGAAAUGUGCCAGAUAGACAUUGAUGAGUGCUCCAGCACACCCUGUUUGAAUGGGGCCAAGUGUGUCGACCGACCCAACGGAUAUGACUGUGAAUGUGCUGAAGGCUUCACUGGCCUACUUUGUGAGGAGAACAUCAAUGACUGCGUACCAGAGCCAUGCCACCAUGGUGUGUGUAAAGACGGCAUCGCCACCUUCUCAUGCGAGUGCUAUCCUGGAUACACGGGCUCCAUCUGUAAUAUCCAGGUCCAAGAGUGCCACAGCAACCCUUGUCAGAACCGAGGACGCUGCAUCGACCUGGUCAAUGCCUACCAAUGCAACUGCCCCCCAGGAACUACAGGGAUAAACUGCGAGAUCAAUGAAGAUGACUGUGCCAGUAACCCCUGUGAGUACGGCAAGUGUCAGGACGGCAUAAAUGAAUACAAAUGUGUGUGCGCCCCAGGAUACACAGGAGUUAAAUGCGAUGUGGAGAUCAACGAGUGUCUCUCAAACCCGUGUAUGAGUGGGGGAACCUGCACGGACAAGGUCAAUGGGUUCUACUGCCUGUGCCCGCCCACUACGCACGGCCCUCUGUGUCUCUCUGGGACAAAUCAUUGUGCUCCGCAGCCUUGUGUGCAUGGGGAAUGUAUUGAGGAGCAACAUGGGUACCGCUGUGAGUGUAAAGCCGGCUGGGCGGGACAGCACUGUGAGCAGGAAAAGGACGAGUGCCAGCUUAUCCCAUGCCAGAAUGGUGGCACUUGUUUGGACCGACAUAAUGGCUACACUUGUCAAUGCCAACCUGGAUUCAGAGGUAUAAACUGUGAGAAGAAUGUUGAUGAAUGUGCAUCUGGACCCUGUCGGAACCAAGGCUUUUGUAUAGAUGGAGUCAACAGUUACACCUGUCAAUGUAGUGCACCAUUCACGGGUCAACACUGUGAGGCGGAGCAGGCCCCCUGUGCCUCCCAUCCAUGUCAGCAAGGGGGAGUAUGUCAUCCAUCUGCAGACUACACCUCUUACACCUGCAGGUGCCCGGCGGGUUGGCAAGGUCAGCGCUGCAGUGAGGAUGUGGAUGAGUGCAAAAAGAAUCCUUGCAAAAACUUUGGUCGCUGCAUAAACAGUCCAGGCAGCUACACAUGUAAAUGUGAACCUGGAUAUAGCGGACACAACUGUCAGACAGACAUUGAUGACUGCUCUCCCAACCCAUGCCUGAAUGGAGGCUCUUGUGUGGACGAUGUUGGGAGUUUCUCUUGUGACUGCCGCGCUGGUUUUGAAGGGGAGCGCUGUGAGACCGAGGUAGAUGAGUGUGCCAGUCAGCCAUGCAGGAACAGUGCUGUCUGCCGGGACUACGUCAACAGCUUUGUGUGUGAAUGCCGACCGGGCUUUGAUGGAAUCCUGUGUGAAAACAACAUCCCUGAAUGCACUGAGAGCUCCUGCCUGAACAAUGGGAUUUGCAUUGAUGACAUCAACACCUUCUCUUGCCGUUGCCGUCCUGGUUUUUACGGGACCUUCUGUGAGUAUGAGCAGAAUGAGUGCAACUCUCAGCCCUGUAAGAAUGGAGGAACCUGCACUGACGGCCUGGGCACGUAUCGCUGCACCUGCCCCAUGGGAUACAAUGGACAGAACUGCCAGAACCUUGUAAACCUGUGCAGCCAGGUGCACUGUCACAAUGGUGGUAUCUGCUCUCAGAAAACAACCUCCUGGACUUGCCACUGUCCAGUGAGAUGGACAGGACUUUACUGUGAUGUUCCCAACCUGUCCUGCCAGGACUAUGCUGCCACCAAAGGUGUGGAGGUGGAGAAUGUUUGUAAGAACGCCGGUCUGUGUACAAAUGUGGGUAAUUCCCACCAGUGUCAGUGCCAGCUGGGAUACAUGGGCAGCUACUGUGAAGAGAUGGUCGAUGAGUGCCGCUCAAACCCUUGUCGCAACGGAGCUACAUGCAAAGACUAUCAGAGCACAUACGAAUGUAUUUGUAAACCAGGCUACCAGGGGGUGAACUGUGAGUAUGAUGUGGAUGAAUGUCACUCUAAACCCUGCCUGCAUGGAGGGACCUGUAUCAACCUCAUAAACCUCUUCACCUGUGCCUGUCCACCUGGAACUCAAGGGCUCCAGUGUGAAGUGAAUGUGGAUGACUGCGCACCCAAGGCUGGCUCCUGGGAGCCUCGCUGUCGGAACGGAGGACAGUGUGUGGACGGUAUCGGCCGUUACACCUGCUCCUGCCCUCCAGGAUUCGUUGGAGAACACUGUGAGGGAGAUCUCAAUGAAUGCCUGUCUGGGCCCUGCCACAGCCCCGGCAGCCUCGACUGCGUGCAGCUGGUCAACAAUUACCAGUGCCGCUGUCGCCAGGGAUACACAGGUCGUCAUUGUGAGUCCAUGGUGGAUCUGUGUCUAUCUAAGCCAUGUCACAACGGUGGCGUCUGUUCCAUGAACAUGAGCUCAGUCCAUGGCUACAUCUGCUCCUGUGCUUCUGGCUUUUCUGGGUUCAAUUGCGAAAUAGAAAGAGAAGGCCACUGUGCAAAGGUACAUUGUCAGAACGGUGGACGCUGUGUGGACUCACCAGUUGGCCAAGUGGACUGCCAAUGCCAUCCGGGAUUCACUGGGCCACUUUGUGAGAAUGAACGGUGUCCGUGCCAAAAUGGAGGAACCUGCGUCAAGGACCCGUCCAACCCAAACCAGUACAGCUGUCGUUGUCCCUUAAACUUCUCCGGACGACUCUGCGGAAACAAACUCUCCGUACCAGCACCUCAGACCUGCCCCUAUGCGCAUUGUGAGAGGCAGUCAGGGGACAGCGUAUGUGAUGAUCAGUGUAACAACCACGAGUGCCAGUGGGACGGAGGGGACUGCUCGCUCAACUGGCGACAGCCUUGGUCGAAUUGCACUGCCAGUGUCCCCUGCUGGGAUCGCUUCAAGAAUGGACGUUGUGAUAAGGAGUGCGACAACGCCGGAUGUCUCUUUGACAGCUUCGAGUGCCAGGAGACUGCAAAGAGCCCCUGCAAGUAUGAAACGUACUGCCAAGACCACUACCAUAAUGGCAUCUGUGACCAGAGCUGCUAUACAAAGGCUUGCGGCUGGGACGGCCUGGACUGUUCCACUGACACUCCACCCAAAUCAGCAGAGGGCUUGCUUAUCAUCGUGGUCCGGCUGCAACCCAAGGAACUGCUUGGAGACCUAAAUGGUUUCUUGCGUGCCCUUGGAGCCCUGUUGCACACCAACCUGCACGUGAAGCUAGAUUCAAACAAUCAGCCAAUGGUGUUCCCAUAUUUCAGGGAACAGGAGGAACAGGGACGAUACACACAGAGGAGUAGAGGCAAACGAGAGCUAGAGAGAGAGGUUAUUGGCUCAAAGGUGUACCUGCAAAUUGACAACCGUGAAUGCUCCCAGAGUUCAGUCGACUGUUUCUCCAACACAAAUGAGGCUGCGUCCUUCCUCGCUGCAGCACACAUCAAGGCUGAACUGCCUUACCCAUUAGUGUCUGUUGACAGUAGCCCGCCUGUGCCUCCUGAGCCAUCGUUUCUCAUGUACAUGAUUGGAGUGGCGGUGGUUAUUAUUCUGCUCAUCCUGGUGUUGGGGAUGCUCGCAGCCAAGAGGAAGCAUAAAAAUGGUGUUCUGUGGCUGCCAGAUGGCUUCAUGGCCACUAAAAAUGACAAGAGAAGAGAACCUGUCGGACAAGAUGACUUUGACCUGAAGAAUUUCAAGACCCAGGAUGGAGCCCUGAUUGAUGGAAGUCAGAGUCAAAGAUGGAUGGAUGAAGAUGUCCCCUCCAAGAAACCAAGAACCGAAGAUAAGCCUUUGCUGCCCAUCAAUAUGGAUGGUGGGAUUGACCAAAGGGAGUGGACCCUGCAGCACCGGAAGGCUGCUGACAUUAUGCUCACUCCCCCACAGGCCAACUCGGAUGCUGACUGUCUGGAUGUUAAUGUCAAGGGACCUGAUGGCUUCACUCCGCUGAUGUUGGCAUCGCUGCGUAACGGCGGAGGCCCGGACUGCAGCCUGCAUGUAGACGAGGAGGAGGAGAGUGGGGGAGAUGAACCAGGCCCAAGCGUCAUUUCAGACCUGAUCACUCAGGGUGCUUCACUAAUGGCCCAGACCGACCGCACUGGAGAAACGGCCCUUCACCUGGCUGCUCGCUAUGCCAGAGCUGAUGCUGCCAAGAGACUGCUGGACGCUGGAGCAGACCCCAACGGCCAUGAUAACAUGGGCAGAACUCCAUUGCAUGCUGCUGUGGCAGCUGAUGCCCAGGGAGUCUUCCAGAUUCUGAUCCGUAAUCGUGCAACAGAACUAGAUUCCAGGAUGAAUGACGGCACGACUCCCCUGGUCCUGGCAGCCAGGCUCGCUGUGGAGGGCAUGGUGGAGGAGCUGAUCCACUGCCACGCUGACAUUAACGCUGUCGACGACCACGGCAAGUCUGCUCUGCACUGGGCAGCUGCGGUUAAUAACGUGGAGGCCACUCUCGUGCUUUUGAAGAACGGAGCAAACCGUGACAUGCAAGACAAUAAGGAGGAGACCCCACUCUUCCUGGCAGCCAGAGAAGGCAGCUUCGAGGCAGCUCAGGUUCUUCUCGACCACUAUUCAAACCGUGACAUUACCGAUCACCUGGAUCGUCUGCCCCGUGACACUGCUCAAGAACGAAUGCAUCAUGACAUCGUUCGCCUGCUGGACCAGUACAAUCUGGUUCACAGUCCACACAACGGGCCGAACCACAUGGGUGGGGGGGGAAACUCUGUUAUGUGUGGUGCCAAUGGAGCAGGCUUCAUCGGCAUGAGGCCUGGGCCACAGGGAAAGAAGAGCAGGAGGGGCGGAGGCGGAGCGAAGGUGGGAGGUGUUGGCGGGGUAGCUAAGGAGCUGAAGGACAUGAAGGCGAAGAGAAGGAAGAAGCCUGCGGGAGGCGAGGGGCCGGGUGUGGCUGCAGGGGGAGGCAGUGGGGGAGGUACAGCGGGAGGAGGGAGUGCGAACGGCGUCAAAGCAGCAGGAGGACUCCCAGAGAGCUCUGUCACCAUGUCACCUGUCGACUCACUGGAAUCUCCACACUCGUACACAGGCGAUGUGUCCGGCUCCGUCUCCUCAACAGCAAACUCUCCUCCCCUCCUGAGCAGCCCCACAUCCAGACCAAUGCUGCCCCCCGUCAGCCACAUGCUGGGGCAGCAGCCGGGCUGGGUGGGCAUGGCCAAGCACGGCUACAGCGGUCACAUGUUUGGCCUCGUACCGCACCAGAUGGGGGGAUCUCACCCAGGCAUGGGCCAACACCACGGUCAGGGUGCGAUGCUGACGCCCAUGAACGUCACCAUGAGCAGAGAGCAGCUGCCGCCCAUUGUCACCUUCCAGAUGAUGGCUCCCGGAGGAGGCCAGGCGAUGAUGAAGCAGCCUCAGCCAGGGCAAGUACAAGUCACACAAUCCCAGGGGCAGAGCCAGAUUCAGGCUCGCCCCCAGCAGGCAUCAGGCCACCUCCGAUGCAGCCAGGGAAUGAUGUACCAGAUGCCUGAGCAGAGGAGCAUGACGCACGGGCUCUCCCAUUCCCUGCAGCAUCCACAUAACGUCGGCCACGGAGGGAUCGAGGGCCAGCCUCGACCACUGCCCUCCUAUCCGCCCAUGCAGAGCCCUGUGGAUAAAUACCCCACGCCCCCCUCCCAGCACAGCUACGCCACCGCCGGUUCCGAGGGUACCACUCCCGGCCACUCUGCCCACCCGCCCAGCGAGCAUCCAUAUCUCACCCCUUCACCGGAGUCGCCAGACCCUUGGUCGUCCUCUUCGCCGCACUCCAACUCAGACUGGUCUGACGUCACCACCAGCCCCACCCCUCUGGGGAACCCCCACCACGCACUGCCGUCAUCCCGCCACACACACAUUCCAGAGCAGGUGCAGGUGCAGCAGCAGUCGCAGCAGAUGCAGCAGGCCUCUCAACAGCCUCAGCUCGGAAACAUGCAGGUGUUUGCUUAGGCCAGCCAAGAGGAAAGCACCAAUAGACGGACUUCAGGGUUCUCUGUAGUUUGAGUAACAACACAUAAUAAUACAUCCAGUGCUUUUCUCACCUCUCUUGUUAGUUCUCCUUGUAUGUUCUUGAUUUUUUAUUAUCGGUCACCUCCUCCUUUAUUGUGUUCCUCUCCUCUUUGCACUUAAGAAAACUGUGUGUAUAGUUUAUCUGUGUGUCUAAAAACGUCGAGUAUUAUCAGCUAGAUAUCAAACUUUCUCAACACCAAAAAUUGUGGAGUCAAUCGUGAGCUAAAAUUCAGUUUUUCUGUGUAGUUACUUCAACCCUCUGCUAUCUGAGUCAGGACUUUUUCUUUUUGGGCCUUGACACCAAACACAAACUUUUUAUCGAGGGAUCAUCGCGGAACUGUUGACCGCUGAUCAGCUGGAGUUUCAUAAGAGAAACAGACUGUUGAGAUGGACUGCAGACGUUCUGCAUCGACUUUGGAGGACAUUUUUAUUUCUUCCUGUUAUGUGCUAUCUUUAUGUUGUUUAAUGUGAUGAGCCUGCCGAUACUAACUUUUUAAUACGAUGGGUCACAUUAAGUUAAGCUUUUAUUCUCAAAGCAAAACAAACUCGUUUUUGCCUUAAUGUUUUUUUAUCAUGCAUUUUUGUUUUACUGUGCUAAAGGGCAACUUUUAUAAAAGACUGUUGCUUGCUAAGGAAGACGAACACCGAGGAAAUGACACAGUAGAAAGACCUGCACAGAGGCAACUUUUUACUACAUAACAGGCAAUGUAUUAUAUAUGUUGAAGACAGUUACUGGUACAGAAAUAUAGAAAGUGUUGAUUUUAAAACAUAAUCAGAGUUUGUCACAGAUGGUGCCACUAUAGGCUUGAGACAUUUUCCCAAACAGAUUUGCUCCGUCACACUUUUUGGUACUGUUGUGCCACCAGGUUUAGUUUGUUGUAUGAUGUACAUAGACUUUGUUCUUGUGUCUUUUUUUUUUUUUUUACAUGAAUACUGUUCGCACUUCUUCUAUGAUUCUGAAUGUUACAGAGGUGCAUGUUUCUAACUUUAAACUCCCUCUUUUCUAAAUAGUUUCUCUUUCAAAAUCAUUUAACCAACUACAAUCAGUGUAACUCUGCACCUUUUAAAUUCUCAUGAUUCAUAAACCAAGUCUCUGGGUGAGUACAGUUUAAUAAUGUUUUUUUGUUAUCUUUCUUCUUAAAGUAGAUGUUGAGCAUAGCUUUGUGUGACUGCUCUAUGAACACGGACAAUCAUUCACUGUUUUACAUUUGAAACAUCAGUGUUUUUAAGACCAAAUUUUGUUUGAUUCAGACAAAAAAUGUACAUUGAGUCCAAAUUCCUGUUAAUAAUAAUAAUGAUCUAUAAAAAGCGUUACUCUAAGCACAAGCAACCUGUAGCAGGAAAGGUUCCCUUUGUUUCGAAUAAUUACUUUAACAUCUGUAAAGAAACCAAAUUAUUAAUCUUUCAUUGAUAGUCCCAGUGCCUGCUUAGGCCUUUACUCUCUGUGCUAGGGAUAUCCCUGCAGUUUCACAUACACAUGCUGUACAUGGAGACGUCAGUCAACAGGAUUUUCUUCUCUCACAAGUAUCAAGCGUUUUAGCUCCGUACAUAUGCAAGGCUGUGUUUAUGUUCUGUAUAUAAAAUGUUUUUUUGUACUUUCUUCUGUUAACCAAAUACCCUAUAAUAUACAUGUCAUAUGAAGUAGUCACCAUGUUUGUAUACGAUAGAAGACUAAAACUGAUGAAAUAAGUUGUCUGUUGGAAAAAAUAAACCAAAUGAUCAACCAAAAACGUGCUUACUGAAAUAAAGCCCAGAUCCUGAUCGA
This is a messenger RNA of Platichthys flesus (European flounder), 9693 nucleotides long. RefSeq names its product notch receptor 2 (gene notch2). The coding region runs from base 369 to 7868 and encodes 2499 amino acids. Lineage: Eukaryota; Metazoa; Chordata; Actinopteri; Pleuronectiformes; Pleuronectidae. Gene Ontology annotation, biological process: regulation of DNA-templated transcription; multicellular organism development; Notch signaling pathway. Gene Ontology annotation, molecular function: signaling receptor activity; protein binding; calcium ion binding. The record is from RefSeq and is a predicted model, not a curated record. Gene Ontology annotation, cellular component: plasma membrane; signaling receptor complex. The transcript is spliced from 35 exons.